Cornus florida is the source of this 882-nucleotide messenger RNA. RefSeq lists its product as uncharacterized. NCBI's taxonomy places the organism in Eukaryota, Viridiplantae, Streptophyta, Magnoliopsida, Cornales, Cornaceae. The record is from RefSeq and is a predicted model, not a curated record. The transcript has 2 exons. The coding region runs from base 26 to 415 and encodes 129 amino acids.
AGUACCCCUCCACCACAACAGACCCAUGAAGACUCAAUUACUCACAUUCACAUGCUUUUUCUUCAUCCUAUGCUUCAAUGUUUUACCACUCCGUUCAUGUGAAACCACUUCCAAUAAGAAAACCAGAGGUGAUCAUGAUCAACUCAUGAUGCAGGAUCAACAUCUCACCAGCAAAAAUGAUACAGUGAUUGAAUCGAUCGAAGAAGAUAUUAAUCAAUUAAGCUUAAAAAGAGUGCAUGAAAUAAUUCAUCAUCCUAAGAGUAGAGGAGUUUAUGGUAAUUCAGAUAUUCUUCGGCGCAACCAUCGUCGCAGUGGAAGCUCACCAGUGAGGCCAUUUUCUAUCCUCUCUACAACACCACUUGGGCAGGUUACAAUCGGAUUGCUUGUUGUUAGUUUAUUCUUUUCGUUGGUGUAGAGGUUUCUGUAUGAAUAUAUAUAUACACACACGCACACACACACAUACAUAUAACUGUUUAGAGAUGCAAACUUUCCCACACGAUUUAUUUUGAUUGUAUGGUUGAUAUAAACUGCCUAUAUGUCUUGUUCUUGUAUUAUAUAUAAAUAUAACUUUAUGGGCUUGCUUGAUUUCUACUUUGUUCUUUUGGUUUUUCUUUUUUCAUUGUCAAUUUGAAUCCGUGACCAGCCUUCUUUAAUUUUUUGUGUUUUUUAAUUAAUAACUUCUACUAUUUUAUUAUUUUUUGUUUUUUAAAAUUUUUUAUUUUUCGUUAAAGUAACAAAAUUGUAUUGGGUAAAUCUGCUUCUAUCCCUCUGGAAGUCUGGAUUAGGGGAAUUAUGCAUAGGGGAGGAUUACACUAUUGUGUAGGUCAUUAUAAAUAUUUAAAAGAAAAUAAAGAUUUUUUUUUUUUUUUUUUUUUUUUUUUU